AUGAACACCAUUGGUAAUCCUAGGUGUGCUGUUGAUUCACCUUACGGAGGUAAUGCCCCAACUUUUCCACGAAUCAAUGUUUGGGAUCCAUAUAAACGCCUCGGUAUAAGUCCCUAUGCUUCUGAAGAAGAAAUUUGGGGAUCACGGAAUUUUCUCUUGCAGCAGUAUGCUGGACAUGAAAGAAGUGAAGAAUCAGUAGAGGCUGCUUUUGAGAAACUCUUAAUGGAAAGCUUCAAACAAAGAAAGAAGACAAAAAUUAAUCUUAAAACCAGACUAAAGAAGAAAGUAGAUGAAUCUCCACCUUGGAUUAAGAACUUGCUUAACUUUGUUGAACUUCCUCCGAUGGAAGUUGUUUUUAGAAGGUUUUUCCUCUUUGCGUUCAUGGGUGGCUGGAGUAUCAUGAAUUCUUCUGAGGGUGGACCUGCGUUUCAGGUAGCAGUUUCUUUAGCAGCUUGCAUAUAUUUUCUUAACGAGAAGACAAAGAGCCUGGGUAGAGCUUUCAUAAUUGGAUUAGGAGCUCUGGCAACAGGGUGGAUAUGUGGGUCGAUAUUUGUUCCCCUGAUCCCAACAGUUCUAAUCCACCCGACCUGGACACUCGAACUCCUAACAUCCCUAGUAGCUUACUUUUUCUUGUUUCUUGCAUGUUCUUUUCUCAAGUGAAAUGACUAUACUUGACCUAGGAGUCUUAUGACAUUUAGCAAUUGCCUUUUCUGCUGCUUUUACUGUGUUUUUUUUUUUUACAUUGAAUCAGUAUAUCAGCAAUGUUGGUAAUCUUUUUACAGUUGAAUCGAUUUUGUUUAGAAGA
Molecule: messenger RNA, 805 nt
Organism: Carica papaya (papaya)
Lineage: Eukaryota; Viridiplantae; Streptophyta; Magnoliopsida; Brassicales; Caricaceae
Source: RefSeq, a predicted model, not a curated record